This is a messenger RNA of Sinocyclocheilus grahami, 1206 nucleotides long. Its product is annotated as carbonic anhydrase 2-like. Gene Ontology annotation, biological process: regulation of pH; carbon dioxide transport. The coding region runs from base 1 to 555 and encodes 184 amino acids. The transcript has 6 exons. The record is from RefSeq and is a predicted model, not a curated record. Lineage: Eukaryota; Metazoa; Chordata; Actinopteri; Cypriniformes; Cyprinidae. Gene Ontology annotation, molecular function: carbonate dehydratase activity; zinc ion binding. Gene Ontology annotation, cellular component: cytoplasm.
AUGACUCUGACGGAAGGCCCGAUCUCAGGCAAAUACAGACUCAAGCAGUUCCACUUCCACUGGGGAGCCAGUGACGACAAGGGCUCCGAGCACACAGUCGAUGGGAAAUGCUACCCAGCCGAGCUCCAUCUGGUCCACUGGAACACAGAAUAUCCCAGCUUUGGGGAAGCAGCCAGUAAGCCUGAUGGUCUUGCUGUGGUCGGAGUUUUUCUAGAGAAUGGAGCAGAAAAUCCUAAUCUUCAGAAGGUUCUGGAUGCUAUGGAUGCUAUCAAGUGCAAGGGAAAGCAGACCUCAUUCACAAACUUUGACCCAACUGUCCUACUCCCAGAGUCUCUGGAUUACUGGACAUACCUGGGGUCUCUGACCACCCCUCCUCUGCUCGAGAGCGUCACAUGGAUCGUCUGCAAGCAGUCAAUCAGCAUCAGCACGGAGCAGAUGAAAAAAUUCCGAUCUCUGCUUUUUACUGCAGAGAAUGUGGAGGCCUGCUGUAUGGUGAAUAACUAUCGCCCUCCUCAGCCUCUGAAAGGUCGUGAGGUCCGUGCAUCUUUUAAAUGAAGGACCCCCCACCCCACCUCCGGACCCCUGUUCCUCCCCUUCCCUCCCUUCUUUAGCAGGAUAUGCAAGCGCGGGGCCCCGGGCCAAGGGCCUCAAAGUACCUUCACCCUCCAUGCAGUGAUGCUAGGCAAACUGCCAGCUGUCCAGCAGACCACAUGUGCUGUUUGGAGAGUAAAGAGGCUAUGCAGGGAAACGUGUUUGUACUGUCCCUCUCUCUUUCUCCUUCUUUAUUUCAUUAGUGCAAAUGCUUGAAUUAUUUGGAUUUAUAAUAUGGUGCCAAUUUUGUAUGAUGCUCUGAUGAACUUGUGAUACACAAACAGACAAAAUAAGUUAUAUAUACAUGGGGUAUUUAAUAUGCAAAUGGGGUAUUUAAGUAUAUUUGUAUUGCUCUAGAGCAGAGAUGCCCAAAUCUGGACCCAGUUGGCCCGUGAUGACCUUUGAUUUGGCCCGCCAUAUUAUACUUACAUUUAUGCAUUUAGCAGAUGUUUUUAUCCAAAAUGACUUACAUUGCAUUCAUGUUAUACAUUUUUUUCAAUUAGUUUAUGCAUUCCUUGGGAAUGGAGCCCAUGACCUUGGCAUUGCUAGCGCCAUAUUCUUCUGUUUCAGCCACAGGAUUUCAUAUCACAAGAAAGGGGGGGGGGAAAGAAAAAA